GUUAGAUUUUUUUUUGUUUUUUGUGUUUUUUUGUUUUUGCUUCUUCCUUUCUUUGAGUAGUAGCAGCAGCAGCAGCAGCAGCCUGUUUUUGGGUAACUGGGUUUUGUUUGAAAAAUAAUAAUAAGAAGAAAAAGGAAAGAAAAUGGGAAGAGGUAGGGUUCAGUUGAAAAGAAUUGAGAACAAAAUAAACAGGCAAGUUACUUUCUCCAAAAGGAAAGCUGGAUUGCUUAAGAAGGCUCAUGAAAUCUCUGUUCUCUGUGAUGCUGAAGUUGCUUUGAUUGUUUUCUCCCACAAAGGAAAGCUCUUUGAAUACUCCUCUGAUUCCAGCAUGGAGAAAAUACUUGAACGAUAUGAGAGAUAUUCUUACGUGGGAAGGCAGCAAAUUGCAGCUUCUGAAUCUGAAUUUUCUCAUGAAAAUUGGACUCUCGAAUACUACAGACUCAAGUCCAAAGUCGAACUUUUACAAAGAAACAACAGUCAUUAUAUGGGUGAAGAUUUGGAUUCACUGAGUGUCAAAGAACUGCAGAACUUGGAGCAACAAAUUGACACUGCACUUAAACAUGUUCGAUCCAGAAAAAACCAACUUAUGUAUGAUUCCAUCUCUGCACUCCAAAGAAAGGAAAGAGCAAUACAGGAGCAAAAUGCCCUACUGGCUAAGCAGAUCAAGGAGAAGGAAAAGAGUGUAGCAAUGGCACAACAGGCAGAAUGGGAGCAGCAGCAACACCAUGGUUACAAUGCCUUAUCUUUCUUAUUCCCAUCAGCUCCUCAUCCCUCUCUAAACAUUGGGCUUGCAAGUUUUGAUGGUCACGAAUGAAUCUUGUUGCACGUCGGGAAUUUUCGGUGGUGAUCGGAUUAGUAUCGAAGAAGUGCACGGGGAAGAAGAGGAGGAGGAGGAGGAGGGAUGUAGCUAGCUUAAUAAUGGAAAAGGGAACUAGUUAUACCCUAUAAGUGUAAUGCUUUGAGUUAUAUGAAGGGUUUUCUUUCUGUGGAGCUUUUGUUAACUUGACAAAGAAAACAUUUGAACUUUGUUGUGUUUGAGAUAUUCUACUAAAAAACUUGAAUGUAAUCAGA
This is a messenger RNA of Benincasa hispida (wax gourd), 1071 nucleotides long. Its product is annotated as truncated transcription factor CAULIFLOWER A-like. Lineage: Eukaryota; Viridiplantae; Streptophyta; Magnoliopsida; Cucurbitales; Cucurbitaceae. Gene Ontology annotation, molecular function: DNA-binding transcription factor activity; RNA polymerase II transcription regulatory region sequence-specific DNA binding; protein dimerization activity. Gene Ontology annotation, biological process: positive regulation of transcription by RNA polymerase II. Gene Ontology annotation, cellular component: nucleus. The record is from RefSeq and is a predicted model, not a curated record.